GGUCCCUCCGUCCGUCCAUAACCUGAAGGUGACUCUUUCUCCUCCUCAGCCCCUCUCGUGAAAUCUCUUCCUCUGCAAUUUCGUCGUCGCCGGCGUCUCUCCGUCGCCACCUCGCCGGACGCGCGAAUCCCUAAUUCGCGGCGGGCGGCUGUCUCCGGCGCUUCUCUGUGGCGGAACCUCGCCGACUGCUCAUGCGCUAGGAACCUCUGCGGCAGGAAAUUCGAGAGAUGGACGUGAUAUCCCAGCUGCAGGAGCAAGUCAACACGGUCGCGUCGGUCGCCUUCAACACCUUCGGCUCGCUGCAGAGGGACGCGCCCUCCGUGCGGCUCUCCGCGAGUUACCCCGAACCGCCCCCGACCGCCGCGGAGGACGCGUCCAGCUUCGCCGAGCAGCCCAAGCUGAUGAGUGCUGCUCUUGUCAAAGCCGCCAAGCAGGUUCUUCUAUCGGAACUUUUUUUCUUCUUUGAUGCCUUAGUAGCGGGACUUCCACUGCCAGAGGGAGGUGAAGGAGCUCAACUCAAAAGGAUUGCAGACCUCCAGGCUGAGAAUGAUGCUGUAGGACAAGAGCUUCAGAAGCAACUUGAAGCUGUCGAGAAGGAAUUGAAGCUGGUCCAGGAGCUAUUCAGCCAGGCAACAGAUAACUGCUUCAAUUUGAAGAAACCAGAAUAAAAAUUGAAGACGCUUCUCUUCUUUACCUUUUUCAUAAAAUUUAUGCAGUAGAGAUGAUGACUGAGAGAAAUAGGCAUUCUACCGUUCGAAUAGUGCAAAGAGACCUGAGAUGUCGCAGCUCUGUGUGGGUGAGUUUUGAAGUCCUUGCCGAGUAAAAGUUUCUCAGUGCACAAAAAGCAUCAAUAUGGGCAUCAAGUCAACCAAACAAUCACUCAAAUGAAGUAGUUCUGGUGAAGUAAGAAGUCUAGUCUUGAAUCUUUAAUUGCAAAAACAAACUGUAAUGUUACAUUAGCGAUGGAAAGUUCUCUGUUUUGUUGUUCACCUUCCUUCCCUCUGAAGUUUUCAAAGAUUGCUUUCUUACUUUUUGGUCCUUCUGAGGAAGGUCUUGGUAUCGGAUGGAGCAUGGGCUUGUUUGCCCUUGCAGUGUAGAUCAAGAAUCAAGAAGGCAACUUUUAUAGUUGUGAA
Eucalyptus grandis is the source of this 1133-nucleotide messenger RNA. Its product is annotated as mediator of RNA polymerase II transcription subunit 21-like. NCBI's taxonomy places the organism in Eukaryota, Viridiplantae, Streptophyta, Magnoliopsida, Myrtales, Myrtaceae. The transcript has 4 exons. The coding region runs from base 228 to 668 and encodes 146 amino acids. The record is from RefSeq and is a predicted model, not a curated record. Gene Ontology annotation, cellular component: mediator complex. Gene Ontology annotation, biological process: regulation of transcription by RNA polymerase II. Gene Ontology annotation, molecular function: transcription coregulator activity.